Mirounga angustirostris (Northern elephant seal) is the source of this 2733-nucleotide messenger RNA. Its product is annotated as histone H2B type 1-C/E/F/G/I. Gene Ontology annotation, molecular function: DNA binding; structural constituent of chromatin; protein heterodimerization activity. The record is from RefSeq and is a predicted model, not a curated record. Gene Ontology annotation, cellular component: nucleosome. The transcript has 2 exons. NCBI's taxonomy places the organism in Eukaryota, Metazoa, Chordata, Mammalia, Carnivora, Phocidae. Bases 163 to 543 code for a protein of 126 amino acids.
GAGAGUAGAGCUCGAGCCAAUCAUAAGCCUGCAGACCACACCACUAGUCGACGAAUCAGCGGUCGCAAAGCGCAUUCCUCAUUUGCAUAGGGUUGCCUACAAAUAGGCAGGACCCGGAGGCGGACUCCAUUUUCUGUUCUGCCAGGAGAAAGCGCAGUCAGGAUGCCCGAGCCCGCCAAGUCGGCCCCGGCCCCGAAGAAGGGGUCCAAGAAGGCGGUGACCAAGGCGCAGAAGAAGGACGGCAAGAAGCGCAAGCGCAGCCGCAAGGAGAGCUACUCGGUGUACGUGUACAAGGUGCUGAAGCAGGUGCACCCCGACACGGGCAUCUCGUCCAAGGCCAUGGGCAUCAUGAACUCGUUCGUCAACGACAUCUUCGAGCGCAUCGCGGGCGAGGCGUCCCGCCUGGCGCAUUACAACAAGCGCUCGACCAUCACGUCGCGGGAGAUCCAGACGGCCGUGCGCCUGCUGCUGCCCGGGGAGCUGGCCAAGCACGCCGUGUCCGAGGGCACCAAGGCCGUCACCAAGUACACCAGCUCCAAGUGAGCCCGCCUGCAGCCGACCGCAACCCAAAGGCUCUUUUCAGAGCCACAUAGUUUCACCAGCAGAGCUGCGCACUGCCGCGCGCUGCGGCCUGGGCUUGGCGUUCACUCAGCUGCCCUGAAAAGGCGAUCGUCACUACACUUGGUUGUUAGUGAAGAAUGCAUUCGUCUCCCCCUCUCCCGCCUGACUCGCAGAUGACCCGCCACAGUCUCCUCCCGCCUCAGUGAUCUCCCAGAGACCUCUCCAGCCUCCAAGCCUUUGCAAAUAUUCUCUUCCUGAAAUGCCCGAUUCUACCUUUGUCCCCAACACACACACACAGUUUUCUUAAAUCAACAACUCACUUUUCAGCUCUAACAAAACGUUAUUGGGGAAGCUGAUCUGCACUGUUACAGACUCUCAGAGCCACAAAGAACUGGCUGUAUUCCCGGCCCCAAACUAAUCAUUACUAAGAGGCUGGGACCCUCAGGACUAGUGUGGUAGAAUCAGGACCUGAUCCCUGGGACUAGAGAGAAAGUCGGCCUUCCCUGGAGCACAAGGCAACGAGGAGGGGGAGACUGGAACGAAACUGAGGCUCUUAGAAAGAAGGAGGGGAAGUGGCCCUCCCUGCCUGAUACCCGGGCCUUCUGGGCAGAAAGGAGCAUCCAUCUGGUUCAUUCAUACUCAAGUGGCAAGCACGGAAUCAUGUCCUGAGAAUACGGAGCAGUGCUUCUGAGUGUGCAUCGAAAUCACCUGGAGGCUUGUUAGAGGACAGCUUGCUGCCCCACUCCCAGGGUUUCUGUCUCAUCACCUCUGGGGGAAAUCUGGGAACUUGGCUUUCUAACAAGUUCCCACAGAUAAAAAUGCUGCUUCUGGCUACUAAGCUUCGAGAACGUCUGAUACAUGGAGAACAAGCUAACCAAAGCCCCUUCCUGUGUGGACGUUUCUCUCUGGUGGUAAAGAUGAGGUUAUGGGAUAUGAGGAAAGCAAAGCCAGGCGCACCUGGGCCGCUCAGUCGGUUAAGUGUCUGCCUUCGGCUCAGGUCAUGAUCUCAGGGUCCUGGGAUGGAGCCCCGCUUUGGGCUCCCUGCUCAGCAGGAAGUCUGCUUUGCCCUCUCUCUCUGCCCCCCCCACUCCCUCUCUAAUAAAUAAAUAAAAUCAUUUUUUAAAAAUGAAGAAAGAAAAAUCAGAGGACAGUUGAAGCAAUGCCUUUUUUGUCAAAUACUGAUGAUUUCCUCUGUGUGAGGCAUUAAGCUAGAGCAGUAAGCAUGACAGACAAGAGACUGCUCUCAGGGGCUGAGAUCCUAGUGGGAGAGGAGAGAUCAUAGACACACUGAUUCCUCAACUCCCUCAUUUCAAAUAGGAGUUCUCACUGCUAUGAAAUUAUUGGAACUAAAACAGGUGCCCUGAUGCUGACUAGGUGAUGCUCCUGAUGAGGGAACCAACGACCCUCAUUUGGGGAUACAAAUUCCAGGCCAAGGGACUGAUGGUACAACAAAGCUCUAGGGCAGGGAGGAGUUUGUGCUCAAGGUUGGAAGUGCUGUGAGCUGGAAGCCUUGUAAGCAAAGGUAAGGUGUUAAGUAAGAGACAGGGCUGGGGCUUAAAUGGAUGCCUGAACAUGUUGGACCUUAUGGGCCAAAGAAGGCAUCCAGAUUUUUAUUGUGUCCUGAGAAACUCUUAGAAUUUGAAAGCACUCAGGCUGCUGUGUGGAAAAUGGUAUUUGUGGGAUUAAAGAUAAAAACAAGCAGAAGAAAGAAUGGAAAGGUUAUUGCAAUAAUCCUGGUGAAAUUAUUAUAAGUCCUCUGGGAAGAGAAAGUCCAAAGAAUUUCUUUAUGAACCGGGUUUCAUGGGUGAAGAGACAUGUAGCUGACAUUUACUGAGCAUUUUACAUGUGUUUAAGAGAUUGUGCCAAACCCUUUCCAAAGGCUAGCUCACUUCGUCCUGUCAACAUCCACAGUAUCUAGACACAACUAUUCUGUCUUCUAGUUGACUAGGGAUGAGCAAGGUGUGGAGCUGAGGCUAAAGCCAGACAAUGUGUCUCCAGGUUGUAUGCUUACCCACACCUUACAAGCGCUGCUGAAAUUCUUGGAUGAAUGGUGCAGAAUUAUAGGACAGGAUGAGGUUUCAGAGGCUGGGAUAUGACAAUGUUUAAAUCCCCUUAAGCAUUCCAUCGGAGGGUCAAGUGCGUUGUUGUACAUGUAGUCUGGAAAUCAGAACA